Rhizophagus irregularis DAOM 181602=DAOM 197198 is the source of this 573-nucleotide messenger RNA. Lineage: Eukaryota; Fungi; Glomeromycota; Glomeromycetes; Glomerales; Glomeraceae. The record is from RefSeq and is a predicted model, not a curated record.
AUGGCUGAUAAAAAGAUAGCAAAACGUCAAGGCGUAAUUUAUACCGAGACUGCAAAUUCAAUUGCACAAGCCCUCUAUGAUCUUGAAAACAAUGUUCCAGAAUUAAAAAAAGAUUUGAAGCCUUUACAAAUUUCUGACGCAAAAGAGGUGUGUACAUGUGGAGGUAAAAAGGCCAUUGCAAUUUUCGUCCCAGUCCCAUUAUUGAAGCAAUUCCAUAAGGUUCAACAAAGGCUUACUCGUGAACUAGAAAAGAAAUUCUCUGACCGCCACAUUGUUUUUAUUGCACAACGAAAUAUUAUGCGCAAACCCGGCCGUAAGUCCCGAGCCAAGCAGGCUCGUCCGCGAUCGCGGACUCUUACCUCUGUACAUGAAAAGUUUCUAGAAGACUUGGUAUAUCCCACUGAAAUUGUGGGAAAGAGGACACGUGUUAAAGUUGAUGGUAGCAAGAUCAUUAAAGUGUAUCUUGAUAGCAAGGACGCUACAUCUUUAGAAUAUAAACUUGACACUUUUAAAUCUGUCUACAAGUAUCUUACUAGCAAGGAUGUCGAGUUUCAAUUCAAUCAACUUGAUUGA